This is a messenger RNA of Tuber aestivum (summer truffle), 173 nucleotides long. The record is from the annotation of a GenBank genome assembly. NCBI's taxonomy places the organism in Eukaryota, Fungi, Ascomycota, Pezizomycetes, Pezizales, Tuberaceae.
CACCGGGAUGCCGAGCCCCGGCAAAUCACCUUCGAAUUGAUGGAAAGCUCCACCACACAGUUGUCCAGUAACUACUACGCUGGAGCAUGCCGCUUGCGCAUGAUGGGUUUCGGCCUGGCGCAGGACGAUUUUGGCAAGGGUUUCAGUUCCUACUUCAACCUGGUCUCCACGCC